AUGUUCAGUCUACCUUCAUUAACACAAAAGCUUGGAAUAAGUAAAGCAAGUUUCUUAACACCAAUUAGACAACUUGGUGCUUUAGGUUAUUUAAAACCUCACGAAGGUUCGACAUUCAAUUAUAAAAGGUUGGGUCGUGGUCAAUCAUCAGGUAAGGGGAAAACUGCCGGACGUGGGCAAAAGGGUCAAAAGGCUAGAAGUAAAGUUCCAUGGUGGUUUGAAGGGGGUCAAACACCAUAUUACAAGCGUUUCCCAAUUACUGGUUUUAGAAAACCAUAUCAAACAGUAUUAGAAGAAGUUAAUUUACUGAAAAUUCAAGAUUUCUGGGACAAUGGUAGAAUUCCAUUACAAAAAGGUGAAACUUUGAAUAUAAAAGUAAUGAAAGAAUGUGGACUUGUGACUGGGAGUUUAAAAGACGGUGUCAAGAUUUUGGGUAAAGGAGUUAAGAAUUAUAAUGUUCCAUUAAAUAUUGAAGCUUCUAGAGCUAGUGAUAUUGCCAUUGAAGCAAUUGAAAAAUCCGGCAAUUCUUUUACAGCAAGAUAUUUUACAAGAUUAGGAUUAAGAGCUCAUGUGAACCCAGAACAAUUUCUUUUAAAGAGAGGUUAUGUUCCAUUACAAGCAAGACCAACACAUAAGAGAGAUAUUGAAUUUUAUUCUAAUCCCGACAAAAGAGGAUAUUUACAAAAAGACAGAUCAAUAUUGUUGGAUCCUUUGGAAAAAGCUCGUGAAGAACUUACCAAUAAAAAGCCAACCAAGAAGUUAUCUAAAUUCAAAUCAUUGGAAGAACAAUUAGAAGAAGCUUCUACAUUUAGUUACAAACCAUCGAAAACAGUCAGUGUUAUGGAUGUCUAG
Molecule: messenger RNA, 852 nt
Organism: Candida dubliniensis CD36
Lineage: Eukaryota; Fungi; Ascomycota; Pichiomycetes; Serinales; Debaryomycetaceae
Gene: MRPL10
Product: mitochondrial 54S ribosomal protein uL15m
Exons: 1
Coding region: 1-852 (283 amino acids)
Biological process (GO): translation
Cellular component (GO): mitochondrial large ribosomal subunit
Molecular function (GO): structural constituent of ribosome
Source: RefSeq, a predicted model, not a curated record